CACCACGUCAUCUUCCAAAGUUAUUUUAGGUAUAUUAUAUUUCAUUUUAAUUCAAUCAUCCGUCAAGAUACAUAUAAAUUAUAUAUGUUUAAUUCUCCAAGAUUUGUUAUAUGUUUAACGUAAUUAAUCUUUGUUUUGUGUUUAAAAUUUCCAUUUUAAUAUGCUUUAUUUGCGGGACAGUCGGAAGGACGUUUGAAUUGAUUACUGAUGAAUAUGGCCGAAAUCGUGAUACGGCCACCACGACAACCUUAAGACCUGUCACACCACCGUGCUUUGAAUGCACCACGCAGACUGCAGAACGUCCUGCAAAAUUAUGUGGCGAUUACGUAGUGACGUUCAAGUAUGCCUGCACGGAUGACCCGUGCCAUACAACAAACCCGUGUUGCACUCAUAAAUUCGGAUGCAAGAAAACCAAAACAAACAAAUCGUGCUACAUUGAACAAAUGGAAGCCGCGAAUAGAAAAAGCCAAGCUUCGAAUAUUGAAGAAAAAUUAAAUUAUUAACAACUACGGUUUCACAUAAAUAUUUUUUUCGUCUAUAAAAUAUUUAUUUUCUCGUUGUAUGUAAACCUAUUGUUAAUUAAUAAAAUAUUUAAAUUAAAAUGAA
Aphis gossypii (cotton aphid) is the source of this 606-nucleotide messenger RNA. RefSeq lists its product as uncharacterized. The record is from RefSeq and is a predicted model, not a curated record. The transcript has 3 exons. Lineage: Eukaryota; Metazoa; Arthropoda; Insecta; Hemiptera; Aphididae. Bases 111 to 503 code for a protein of 130 amino acids.